AUGCGCAGGUACAAAAUCGGCGACUCGUUCAUGCACCUCCCGCUGGCCGAAGCACAGGAACUGCUGUCGACGCAGACGACGGAAAUCGAAGGCGAGGUGUCGGUGCUCGAGGAGGAACUGGAGACCAUCAGGGAGCAGAUUCGCGGCUUGAAGGCGCACCUCUACGCUCGGUUCGGGAAAGGCAUUAAUCUCGAAGCUUGA
Molecule: messenger RNA, 201 nt
Organism: Cladophialophora psammophila CBS 110553
Lineage: Eukaryota; Fungi; Ascomycota; Eurotiomycetes; Chaetothyriales; Herpotrichiellaceae
Exons: 1
Coding region: 1-201 (66 amino acids)
Biological process (GO): protein folding
Cellular component (GO): prefoldin complex; cytoplasm
Source: RefSeq, a predicted model, not a curated record